Molecule: messenger RNA, 582 nt
Organism: Meyerozyma guilliermondii ATCC 6260
Lineage: Eukaryota; Fungi; Ascomycota; Pichiomycetes; Serinales; Debaryomycetaceae
Gene: FGR29
Product: Fgr29p
Exons: 1
Coding region: 1-582 (193 amino acids)
Source: RefSeq, a predicted model, not a curated record
AUGAUGCUCAAAUCGAGGCAGAAUUCGGUCUUUUAUUCUGGAGUUGCUCCCUCGAUAGGUGGAGGUCGGAGGUACAGCCAAGUGGACAACUUCGCUGCCAACCAGAAUUUUGCAAGCAAUAUUGGUGCUGGACCGUCUACUCCAGCCAAUGCGCUCAUGCCAGUUCAAUCCAUAGCGACGUUAGGAUUGUUGAGAACGGCCUCUACCGACUCGUUAUUCAUCGAUGAAGUCUUGAAUAAGAAAUAUGGCAGUGGAACGAACAAUAAUAAUGUGGUGGAAUCGAAACCGAAUGAGCAAGCACAAUAUCGAUCCACCAGUCUCAGUAGUGCUGGACCACUCGAGACAUACCAGAGGUUCAAACUGCGGAAAAAGCGCCGUGACGAAGAUGCCAAGAUCCUCGAUAAGCUACAAAACUUGGAAGCGAUGCUUGCUUCGAUGACGUCUACAGAACCCAAGCCGAGCGCAGCCGACGAAGAGUACCAGCUAGCCGAUGCCAAUGGAAUGUACGAUAUAGCCGAGACGCUGAUGGACCUGCUUGAGUCACUGGAUGAUACGCUCAGCGACGGCGACAGCACGUUUUAG